Messenger RNA from Cylicostephanus goldi, 402 nucleotides. NCBI's taxonomy places the organism in Eukaryota, Metazoa, Nematoda, Chromadorea, Rhabditida, Strongylidae. The record is from the annotation of a GenBank genome assembly.
AUGAAUCAAUUAUUUUGCUAUCCAUCGGCUGGCAUGAUCAGAGAAGCCUUAAUAGUCGCAUGUGGCCAUGUUAGCUCACCUGGUAAGCAACCAGGUCAAGCGGUCAAUUAUAUUAUAGAAAUUCUACCUGAUCGCCAGGCUACUAUAACGUUGUUACUCUAUAACGGCGAGCACCUUGCAGAGAGAAUGUUGACCAUAGAUGAUCAUGCGUAUAUAUUUAAUGAUGAUGAUGACGAAGAGAACGCAUGGAGAGGGGACCAUGAGGGGUUGAAACUUGCGUUUCACCUAUCAGUCAUAAACGAAGGAAUCACUAUGAACAUACCAGCUCGUAUUUGGGCUUUAGAAAGAAGCGAGAUAGAAAGCAUGUUCAUCAAUUUUCAUGCACUGAUUUACCGAUACUGA